AUUGUAAACACACAUUCAAAGUGAUACACAACAGAUCAAUUGUGAAUGAGAAGAAAAAAAAUCUACGACACAAAUUACAAACCACAAAAAUUCAAACAUUUUCAAGUAAUUCAAGUUUUUGUGCAUCAAUCAAAACCAGUGACUGCAGAAAAACGGCACGAAUUGAAUGGUAAAAGUGUUUUUAUUGGAAAUAUUGUGGAAUCACAGCAGUAGAAAAACAUGGAUGACGACGGUGAAGUGUACGAGAACGGGCAAGAAAUCAGUACGAACGACGGGAUUUUGCUGAAAAAAGGGCCGCUCUCAUUUCUCAACGAAAUAUUACACAGCACCACGGGCAGUUUGUCAUUGGUGCAUUAUAUAGCGAAUAAUUUGUGCAUCGAAUGGAAACCAAACGAUCAUUAUUUGAUUGCUGAUGCGGACACACAAGAGCAGGGCGAUUGGUCGUUUGUUGAUACGAUAACGAAACGUCAACGAACCGCCAGUGAAUGUAAUGUAUUUGGUGGCAACCCCAAUACGAUUCAGUCAACCGAGACAAAUACAGCCGAACGGCAACCCACACCACAGAAUAAUAAGCCAACCAUUUUACGGGCUCGAAUCGGUGAAUUGAAAUAUAUUGAAGUUUUAAAAAAUGGUCACACCAUUCGUUUGAUUAACAAAUCGGAUGCUAAAGUACACAGCGAGUAUUUUUUUCAAAACGGAAACGCGGACGGUUUUGUCAGAACACUACAAACGACACAUUGUCUGCAACGGAGCCGUCACAACAAGAAUCAAUUUGAGAUAGUUGAUAACAUUGAAUAUGAUAAGGAGAAAUUGCAAAAAACAUUUGCCGAAUUGAAAAUUGACGACAUUAAAUCGGGAAAAGGUGGCUGGAUAUCAAAUAUAGUGCGAAAUCCAUUGGAACAAACCAUUGAUUUUUUGGCCAAAAUGUCCGACGUAUAUACCAUUGCGGCUGGGCAAAGUGCACAAACAUCACCCGUAAAAUCGGAUCCAAAUAACUCAACCACAAGUCUAGCAUCGAACAAUGAUGAGUAUGAAGUGCUGAGUAAUUCACCGAAAGCCGAAAAUCAAUUCAGUCUGCCAGUGCGACCAACAGUCACCAGAGGAUCACCACUUUCAGUCAAACAGUGGAACGAAUUUAUAACCGAAGAUGGUCGUAUUUCCGAUGUCGAACGUGUCAAAGAAGUCAUCUUUCGGGGUGGUGUAGAAGAUUCACUGCGGCCCGAGGUGUGGAAAUAUUUACUGGACUAUUACGAUUGGGACAUGACAACCGAACAGAAAAUACAGCAUAAAAAUCGCAAAAGUCAAGAGUACUAUCAAAUGAAGCUACAAUGGCUGUCAAUGUCACAAAUUCAAGAGAAAAACUUUUCCGACUAUCGUGAUCGAAAAUGCCAAAUUGAAAAGGAUGUCAAACGAACGGAUCGAAGCCAAGAGUACUUUGCUGGAGAUGAUAAUCCCAACUUGAGUGUCCUUCAAGACAUUCUGAUGACGUAUGUGAUGUAUAAUUUUGAUUUAGGUUAUGUUCAAGGAAUGAGCGAUUUGUUGGCACCCAUUUUAUGCAUCAUGAACAAUGAGUCGGAUGCAUUUUGGUGUUUUGUUGGCUUCAUGGACAUUGUAUUCACCAACUUCGACAUGGACCAAGCGGGAAUGAAACGACAGCUUCAGGAUUUGAAUACAUUGAUCGCCAUCGCAAAUCCACGUCUUUACGCCUAUUUCAAGGAGCACAAAUCGGAAAAUAUGUAUUUCUGUUUCCGUUGGCUGCUCGUGUGGUUCAAGCGUGAGUUCACCAACGAAGACAUCUACGAGCUGUGGGAAGUAUUAUGGACAAAUUUACCGUGCAUGAAUUUCCAUCUGUUUGUCAGUGUUGCUAUUUUAGACGAUCAGCAAGAUAUAUUUAUCGAACGAAAAUAUGAAUUCAACGAAAUUUUAAAGCAUGUUAAUGAAUUGUCAUUGGCCAUUGACUUGAAAUCAUCACUGGAAAAGGCCGAAGCCAUAUAUUUACAGAUCAAAACCAUGGAACACCUUACUGACGACGUGCGUUUGCUUAUCGGCGAAGAACCGAUACAAAAAGUUGAGAAAAUUGACGACGACGACUAUGACGACAACUUUGAUGAGAUUGUGACCAUUUCGAAGAAUGCGAAAGAAGAAAUUGAAAUUCAAAAGAAAAUCGACGAGGCAUGCGAAAGAUCAAUGUACAAUUCAUUCUACUGAUGAAUAUUUCAAGUUUAUUGGAAUUCCACACAAUGGUGCUUUAUCUAUUACAUAAUUUAUCCAAGUAGUUUUAAUUUUAAGACGAUUUUUUUUAUAAGAUAGUUGCCGAGAAUUUCACAAUAAAAUCAUAUUACUUAUUACUAAUCUUAA
Sitodiplosis mosellana (orange wheat blossom midge) is the source of this 2358-nucleotide messenger RNA. RefSeq names its product TBC1 domain family member 15 (gene Tbc1d15-17). NCBI's taxonomy places the organism in Eukaryota, Metazoa, Arthropoda, Insecta, Diptera, Cecidomyiidae. Gene Ontology annotation, molecular function: GTPase activator activity. The record is from RefSeq and is a predicted model, not a curated record. The transcript has 4 exons. Bases 220 to 2208 code for a protein of 662 amino acids. Gene Ontology annotation, biological process: activation of GTPase activity.